CGCUCCAUCGCAAGUUCGCAACCCAUCUUGCGGCUACUACACCCGAACGAGGCCCUGCCUAGGGUUCCACCCCCGUCGUCCGAUCCGAUCCCGCCCCCCACCAUGAGCGGCCACCACGACGCCAGCAAGCCCUACCAGCCCCGCCGGGGCCCGGAGCGCCCCCCGCCGCAGCAGCCGGCGGAGGACGAGGAGGCGGCCGCGGCCGCGGCGGCGAUGGCCGAGGUCGAGGCCGCGGCGGGGGCGAUGGAGCAGUACGAGCCGCAUCUGGAGCACGGGGAGGAGGAGGAGGAGGAAGAGGAGGAGGGGGAGGAAGAGGGGGAGGAGGAGGGAGAGGAAGGGCAUGGGUACGCGUACGAUUAUGUUACCGGGGAGGCCGUCCCGAUGGACGAGGAAGGCGCCGCGGCCGCGGCGCACGCCCACCACGGCGCGGCAGGGCCGCACGGCAUGGAGGCGGGCGGCGCACCACAAGCCCCGUCGAACACGCUCACGCUCUCUUUCCAGGGCGAGGUGUUCGUCUUCGAGUCUGUGUCUGCCGAGAAGGUGCAAGCGGUUCUCUUAUUGCUUGGAGGAAGGGAGCUCGGCCCGGGUAUGGGCGUGGGGCCGUCGUCUUCAGCAUCAUACAGUAAGAGGUUGAAUUCACAUCGGAUGGCAUCACUGAUGAGGUUCCGCGAAAAGCGCAAGGAAAGGAACUUCGAUAAGAAGAUCCGCUAUUCUGUUAGGAAGGAAGUUGCACAUAGGAUGCAGCGCCAUAAAGGUCAGUUCACAUCAUCAAAAGCAAAGGCCGAAGAAGCCGCAGCUGCGGCUAAUUCGGAUUGGGGUGCAGUGGAAGGUCGACCUCUUUCGGCGCCUGUCUGCCAGCAUUGUGGUAUUAGUUCUAACAAUACACCUAUGAUGCGUCGAGGACCGGAUGGACCAAGGACUUUGUGCAAUGCAUGUGGGCUCGCGUGGGCAAAUAAGGGUAUGAUGAGAGAGGUCAAAGGUCAUACACCUUUGAAAGUUGUGCCGCCAGCAACCGAUGACGCUCAGAAUGGAGUUGCUGAAGCACCCACUGCUGAGCAGCAACAUCUCGCACUAGAAGCUGCACCAGAAGCGCCAGUAGCUCCUGCUCCUGCUGCCAAUGGCCAUGAUUCAUAGCCAUCGGUGGUGAUGCUUCAGAGGAUGCUGCGUUUGUCAUGGAGUUGCAUGCUUAGAAGUUAUAAUCGGCAUAAUUUGAACUGGAGGCUUGCAAUGUGCGCAUUGUGGUGUGGAUGUACCGAUGGUCUGACUCUGUUGCCGCAUGUGUAUAUAGAUAAUAGACGCUUUUCAAGAUGGGUUUUUCUGAGUGUUCAUUAGAUUUAAAUCUUCUAGAAAUGACACUGUUAGCGACAGCAACAUCCUCUCCUGCAUGGCUGCUUGGUUGCUUUAGAAUCGUAUGAGAUAAUCUAUUAGACAAAUGCGUCAGGAUGACAUUUUUUCAUUAAUUUGUUACAUGGAUAUGUGUACCAGAUAAUUUGCGUGUACUUGGUAGCGACCCGGUUGGCUACAUGAAGAUGUUUAACUUACCAUA
Triticum urartu is the source of this 1546-nucleotide messenger RNA. Its product is annotated as GATA transcription factor 20. The record is from RefSeq and is a predicted model, not a curated record. Gene Ontology annotation, molecular function: zinc ion binding; sequence-specific DNA binding; protein binding. Gene Ontology annotation, biological process: regulation of DNA-templated transcription. NCBI's taxonomy places the organism in Eukaryota, Viridiplantae, Streptophyta, Magnoliopsida, Poales, Poaceae.